Molecule: messenger RNA, 4761 nt
Organism: Oncorhynchus mykiss (rainbow trout)
Lineage: Eukaryota; Metazoa; Chordata; Actinopteri; Salmoniformes; Salmonidae
Source: RefSeq, a predicted model, not a curated record
GUUAACAUUGUGUGUACACAAGAGAAAGCUUAUUUGAAUUAGGGAAAUCUGGCGAUUCAAAUGGUGACUAUUGUACAAUACAUUGUCCCUGUAAAACCCAAUCUAUCAGAUAAAAACCUGUUUGAGCAGGGGAAAGGAAAGAGAUGAGAAUCUGGAGAGAGAGAGAGGGAGACGAAGAGCACCUUUACUCGACUGGACGUUUUCCAAUUAGGCUGUGGCUCACCAGGAGAUCAGUGCUGGGGUAAUCCCCAUGCUGGAUGUGUUUCCAGUAUACACAGGCCUAACUAUGUGAUGGAGAGCCAGCCUGAAGAGACUUAAGGCUGAGAAAUGAGAGUGUCAUUGUGAGUGAUAGAGAGAGUGUGAAAUAAAAAAAGGCGUGAGAUAAAGUGUAUUUGUAGGAAGAGAAUGAAGGCAAGUGGAGAGGGAGAGGUGGGUUUAGUGCACUGGUAUGUGACGUCAGCGGCUCGUUGGAUUGAGGUCCUGUGUCCUGCUGAUUUUAAUCCUGGCUGAUUAGGUAACAGAGAGCAAGCGCCUGUGCAAACCCUCUGGGGGAAGAGAGAGAGGAAGUCAAGCAUUUAGACAGAAGGAGGUUGUUAAAGCAGGGAAAUUUUGCGCCUGGAGAGAAGAGAAAGGGGAACACUUCCCCCUCUACCCUCCCCCUCGUUCAUCCUAGCUUUCCACUCCAGACCUCUGCGUGUGUGUGUGUGUGUGUGUCUAUGGACAACGGAUCGACGAUGCCCACGAACGGAAUUAACAAAGCCUUGAAGCUGCAGUUUGGCCUCAUCAACCACGAGAGCCGUUACCUAACGGCAGAGGCCUUCGGCUUCAAGGUGAACGCCUCGGCCUCCAGCAUGAAGAAGAAGCAGAUCUGGACUCUGGAGCAAGAGGACCAGGACACCCAGGUAGUGUUCCUUCGCAGCCAUCUGGGCCGCUACCUGGCCUCCGACAAGGAUGGUAAGGUGAGCUGCGGGGCAGAGCAGCCCGACUCGCCCGGCUGCCGCUUCCUGAUCGUGGCCCAGUCGGACGGCCGCUGGGCGCUGCAGUCGGAGACAUACCUGCGCUUCUUCGGAGGCUCGGCUGACUACCUGUCCUGCUUCGCCCAGGCCAUCGGGGAGCCCGAGCUGUGGGCCGUCCACCUGGCCCUACAUCCGCAAUCUAGCCUGCUCAGCGUGGCGCGCAAACGCUACGCCCACCUGUUUGCCCGGGAAGGAGAGAUCUCGGUGGACAGCAACAUCCCCUGGGGCUCGGACUCCCUGGUCACCCUGGUAUACCUGGAAGGAAAGUACUUCCUGAAGACGUGUGACAGCCGCUUCCUCAGCAACGACGGGAAGCUGGUCAAAGAGAACACCUCCACCACCAGCUUCACCCUGGAGCUCAAGUCAGGCAAGCUGGCCUUCAAGGACUGCGAUGGGAAGUACCUGACACCCAUGGGCCCGACCGGCACGCUGCGCUCAGGCAGGUGCUCCAAGCCUGGCAAGGAUGAGCUGUUUGAUCUAGAGGAGAGCCACCCACAAGUCAUUUUCCAGGCAGCCAACAAAAGAUUUGUCUCUGUCAAACAAGGUGUGAGCAUCUCAGCCAACCAGGAUGUGGAGACAGACAUGGAGACCUUCCAGAUGGAGAUUGAUAAGGAGAGCAAGAAGUGCAUGUUUAGGACCAACGGCGGUAACUACUGGACACUGGUCUCCCACGGAGGGAUCCAGUCCACAGCCACGGAGGUGGAGGCCAACACAAUGUUUGACAUUGAAUGGCUCGGUCGCAGUGUAGCACUGAAGGCAAGCAAUGGGAAGUACGUGUGCACCAAAAAGAAUGGGCAGCUUUCAGCCGUCAGCGAUUCCGUAGGUGAUGAUGAGCUCUUCCUGAUGAAGCUCAUUAAUCGGCCCAUGUUGAUCCUGCGAGGGGAGAACGGUUUUGUGUGUCAUCACAAGAGCUCCAACACGCUGGAUGCCAACCGAUCCGUCUAUGACAUCUUCUUACUGCUUUUCAGCGAUGGCGCCUACCACAUAAAAAGCGUAGGUGGAAAGUUCUGGUAUGUCUCCAGCAGCGGCCUGGUGUGCUCAGACGGAGACAAGCCUGAGGACUUCUUCCUGGAGUUCCUGGAGCACGGGCGGGUGGGCAUCAAGGGCAAGAACGGCAAGUACCUGCGUGGGGACAGCGGCACGCUGAAGGGCGACGCUGCUACCGUGGACCCCUCCUGUCUCUGGGAGUACUAACCUGGCGCGACCUCCUGACGACCCCUGAAGCCCGUGGAGGGGUGGAGGGAGAAGGAGAGAGGGAGGACCUGGUUCCCACCUGGGUUCACAGCUCAACCAACAACGAUACAUUACACAGACUGACUGGGGAACAUUUUCACUACUCUCUUUUCUACUUUAGCGGCAAAGGAGAGGCCGUUCCCACUUCUUUGUUUUGUUUUGGCAAAGAGUGAAAAUGUGUAGAAAGUUUCUUUGUGUUUAUUUUAUUAUAUUUUAUUUGUUUUCCAAAAAAAACAUUGGUUACCUAAAUAUAGUUUAUUUUCCAAGUGACAUUGCCAACAUCAACAACAGCGAAUACUUAAUAAAAUCUGCUAAUUUUGGUCACUCACACAGCCUAUAAAAAAACAUCAGAUUCUGUAUAGCGGUCCUUAAAUUAUUAUCUGGAUGCCUGAAUAAAGGCAGCUUUUCACAUCAAUAUGUCUUUGUUGUGAUGUUUAAUGUUGUCUUUAACAACAGUGUAUCAGUACAAUGAUUAUCCAACACUGCUCCCAAACAUAUUCACUGCUUCCAAAGAGGACACGAAUCAGCUUCCAAAAUGCCCAAAUGAAUGGUGUAGAAUACCAGACCAGAGUAGCCCAAAUGGCCCUGUUUGAGUUGCCCAAAUGGCCCUGUUUGAGUAGCCAGAGUAGCCCAAAUGACCCUGUUUGAGUAGCCCAAAUGGCCCUGUUUGAGUAGCCAAGAGUAGCCCAAAUGGCCCUGUUUGAGUAGCCCAAAUGGCCCUGUUUGAGUAGCCCAAACGGCCCUGUUUGAGUAGCCCAGAGUAGCCCAAAUGGCCCUGUUUGAGUAGCCCAGAGUAGCCCAAAUGGCCCUGUUUGAGUAGCCCAGAGUAGCCCAAAUGGCCCUGUUUGAGUAGCCCAGAGUAGCCCAAAUGGCCCUGUUGUAAUCAUCUUACAAUGCAAUACGAUCCUUCUUCCCUUCCUUGAAGUAAUCCCUGAUUUGACAUGACUGAUGUAAGCAACCAUGCGUGUCAGAUCAGUGAUUACCUGGAGGAUGUAUUUAAAGAGUAGUCUAGCAGGGCCAAUGUCUGGUCCCGCUACAGAUGAUAUAGCUAAUUUGAUUUAAAUAUAACAAAGACAGGAAAACAUCAGUUGUCCACUAUGUGGGAUCAUUCAGUAGUAUCACAGUACUAGAUAGUUGUAAGACAUCAACAUGAGGGAAAAGCAAGAGAUCAACAUUGUUUGCGAGGGGAGCAUACUACACGGGCCAUUUGAAAUGUUCCAAUCCCGUCAAAUUCAACUCUGGACCUCGAAGCCAGUUCCACUGCAUUUUCUUCAUUGUUCGCCUCUUAUCAGGGACUGAUUUAGACCUGGGACACCAGGUUUGUGCAAUGAAUUAUCAGGUGGAACAGAAAAGCAUCAGGUCCUCGUAGGGUCAGAGUUGACUACACCUAUCAUGUCAGUCUACAAGUCUGCAGUCACAAGACGAUAAAACCAGCGAGAAAAACUGUGUUUCAGGGAAUCCGUUUGACCAAGGCAAAGCACAGAAUCAGAAUUAUUUAGGAUGCUAUUUAGAUCUGUGAUUCUGGCAGACUGACUGCAAUGUUGUGAAACUCAAACAUGCACAACAUUAUCAAGUGCUGCUCUGAUUUCCUGCCUUGGGGCUUUCAAAAAAUCUUCCACGGUGCACCCAUUGAGUUGCAAAGAGGGCCCACCCCCAUUUGCUGUUUUACCAACUGGGACAGCAUGGCUAGCGCCAUUGAGGGCUAUCUCCAUUUUAAAGUGGUACAUUUCUGGCAUGGAUGCCCUCUAGUGUGCCCUCUCCCAUCCUAUACCCUUUCCUUUAGCCUCUGUCCUGCAAUCAACUCGCCCGAAAGACUUCCAAUUCUACCAUGGAGGUACCACAUCUGCAACAGUUUACAGUCUGAACCAAUUAAGACCAAAGGUUCUGUGAAGUGUGAGUUUGUGAUCAACUGUCUCCAAAGCAUACAGCCCUAUCAGCUGGUAGAGGAGCCGCGGAUCCAGCUUUAAACACUACAACAGUGAUGUAAUGUCGGUCAAAUAGAUUUUUAUUUUUGUCUAUAAAAGUGUUGACGAUAAUAAAAAUAAACAAUGCCCAUAUAUGUUGUUUGUUUAGCUGCUUCACGUCAACUAAAUGUUCAACUCCAGUCUAGUGACUGACAGAACACAUGACGUUGUCAACGUAACCAACAGUCACCUUCUUAGUGUUGUCGGACCAUAGUGUCUAUUGAACUAUGACUCAUGCUCUCAAAUCCAGUCUAUCAGUUAGUGUGGAUCACCUGAAGAGUGAUGCAGCACUUGUUAUAAGCCAACGACUGCAGGUAAUUAGGGUAGGAUUUACAACUAGGACUAACUAAUUCACACACUAGCAGCACAGUCCAUCCAGUAGGUAGUGGUGUGUCACACUCUAGCAGCACAGUCCAUCCAGUAGGUAGUAGUAGUAGUGUCACACUCUAGCAGCACAGUCCAUCCAGUAGGUAGUAGUAGUGUCACACUCUAGCAGCACAGUCCAUCCAGUAGGUAGAAGUAGUAGUGUCACACUCUAGCAGCACAGU